CCUUCCUUAUCAUGUGACAUUUCCACUGCUGGGGUUCAGAUUGCGCUCGUUGUCUCACCUAUGAUGAGCACGUUGUCCACCUUACACAAUGGAUUAAACCUGGAGUUGUGAAUAGGUGUAAGUUUGACUACUUUACGAAGCUGAUUUCUUAAGGGAGGGAAACGCGAAAAACAAGGCAUGAUUCAGAGGACAGAGCUGGUGCUCUCGGUCUUGGGUGAGCUGCAGGAGGCCACAGAGUGCAUGGGUCUUGAUGCUUUAACUAAAGUUGCUGUGGAGGUGGAGCAGGUCCUGGCCCCUUUGCAUCUUCCUACAGCACUCUGUCCUGAGAUCUCUUUAUGGCUGGGCAUUGACGCAGUGGCUCACAGACUGUACCCAGCAGAUGCACCGACGGGUUUACUUCCUCUGGUCUGCAAAGGAGAAGGAAACCUGCUGUUUGAUGCAGCUAGCAUGCUUCUGGUGGGCUCUACGAGCCUGAGUCUGGAGCUGCAGGUCAGAACUGUGGUGGAGAUGCUGCUUUGGAAGAGAUACUACCUGUGUGGUAUGAUUGACUCAAAGGUCAUGCUGCAAGCGGUUAGGUUUUCGCUCUGCACCGAGGAGUCUCAGGACAUGCUCAAUCUGCCGAUUCAAGUGCUGGAAGCCAUCUUUGAUGCCGAUGUCAAGGCCUCCUGUUUCCCCGGCUCAUUUGCGAACAUGUGGCACGUGUAUGCGCUGGCAUCCGUCUUGCAGUGCAACAUUUAUUCGGUUUAUCCCAUGUACAAUUUAAAAAUUCGGCCCUAUUUCAAUCGGGUCAUUCGCCCGAGGACGUGGUCGAAAGAUGGUGGGUCCUUGACCCUUCACAUCAUGUGGUCGGGUGACUUGGAGGCAGGCUCUGUUUUUAAACCCCACAACUUUGUGGCCUUAAUUCAUGCGAGCGACCUCAAAAUCGGGAGUCCCAACAGUGAGCAGCGAAUGUCCUCGGUGAAGUCCAUGGAUCUUCUGAAUCAGGACUCCCAGCUGUCUUACCCCAACCUUAAAGACAAGUUCAACAUCACCAAAAGUACCUUUUACCGCUGGAAGAGGCAAAGCAUCGAGUAUCACAACAAAUCGGUGGCCAGGUAUGAGGCCAAACACUUUUUCCUGACAUCCUACAAGCAAGGGAAGCUUAUUCCCCUCAGCCAGUUCAAACAGCUUUUCCCGGAAAUUCCAAGAUCCACUUAUUAUGCGUGGAAGCAAGAGCUUGUGUCCAUUUGCAGUGUCUCAGGUGGCUCCAUGGGGGAGCUGAGUCCUGCAGACAUCACUGAACAGGAAUACUGGUCCUCACCUGAAGUCAAGAAGGAGCCCAGCCAAGGGACCUUUGCUAGCGUGUCGGCCUUCAAAUGUGAGAAACUGGAAGGAGAACGUGCACAAAAUGUGGCUUUGAUGCAGGAGGCGAAAAAGAGCUUGCAGAACUGCAUCGUUGCAAACAUGGCGUUCCCCUACAGAAUUUUCAAAAGAAGGUUUCCAGGCAUCUCCAGAUCCACAUACUACAAUUGGAGGAGGGAAGCCAUGCUGUUUACGCCUUUCAAAGAGCUCUCGGGUAGCAGCGAGGAAAGCUCAGAUGCUGAUAAAACACAGAGUCCCAGAGGUCACGUGUCCCCUGCUAAGUUUGACAGACAAAAACUGUCACCCAGAGUGAAGAUCUCCAGACACAAGCAAAGAAGCCUGAGGCUGGUGUACCACCAGAGGAAAACAUUAAGAGAAGAAGCCAAAAUGCUGAUCCAGAGGUCAAAGAUGUCCUUCAUCAAAUUCAAGCUCAAGUUCCCUUCGGUUUCCUCCUCUUUCUACUGGCUCUGGAGAGAUUCUUUGAACAGGAAAACCAAGAAGCCAGUCAUGAUGUCUGAGACGCAGAGAUCCCAGAGCUUGGCUGUCUCAACAGGUGUAUUUGAAAAUAUAAAUACUCAAAGAACAUUUUCUUUUGAUGGGAACAUGGUUUGCCUGAAUGGACAGAAAGUUUGUCCCUCUGAAUUCACACUGCCUGAAUACUCCCUGCCUGACCAGUCUAGGAAUGAACAGAUGUUUGUGAUGGAUGUCGUGGCACUGGCCAAUUUCAAGGCCAAAGCAAAGCUGUUCUUGCAACAACGCUUUGAAGAAAAGUCCUUCCCCACAUUCAGAGAAUUCCGGUCUUACUUUCCUCUUACUCCUCGUUCCACAUACUACAUGUGGAAGAGGGCUCUGCAUCACGGGGUGCCAUUAAUUCAUGGCUGAAUGUUGUGUUCUAUCCCUCACAGCUGUGAAGUCCUGUAAAUAAGUCCAGUUUUUUAUAGUUCACAAUGCAUUGUUCUUUUGAGUUUGACUGUGUAUUUUUUGAGUCACCCACAUAAUUGCAGUUCAUGCAUCUUAAUUAUUUGUCCCAUUCCUUUAUUUGACCACUUGGUUCUAGCUCAAGGACAUUUGCGUGUGUGUGAAGUCAGACAGUCUUUGUGUCCACCUACAGUAAGUGCUGAUGGCCUCCAGGCAAAAGGCAGUUCAAAGACAUUUUCAGGAUCUCAAAUGCCUCUUUUCUGACCACCAACCCCCUUAUAUUUACAAUUUAAAUUAGUUCAAAGUUCUGAUUAGGGUCAUUUUAUUUCUUUUUUUAUUUUCUUUAAAUUGUUUUUGAGACUUUUUUUAUUUCUAUAUAGUUUUUGUUCAGUUUAAACUGUGAAAUUACAGCUGAUGAUUUUUCUUGAACAAAAAAAAAUGUAUAGUAUUUUAAUUCGUACCCUGGAGUGUUCUUUCUUUUCUAUUUCUUUUUUUUUCUACAUAUAUAUUUUUAUACUGACAAUUUAAUGUUAUCUCUGCUUGGGAAAUCUUUAUGUGGCCAAUUUAAAAUGGAUUCCUCACGUUUGAAUGUUACAGAAUUGUUGCUGUUUUGCACAUUCUUUUUGAACAUGUUUCUUGGUUUCUUUCCUCCUUUUUUUUGCUGCCGCUGAAGGGCAAUCUCACUUGAUUCUGUUAGUGUUUUCUAAGGUUUAACUACUUUACUGACUUCUCCUGCUUCACCAUUAUAGUGUUAUGUAACUCUCGAUUAAACAUGAGUUCACAAUGUGCUCCCUGGAUGAAUUUGUUAAGCACAAAACUAAUUUUGUUAAUUUCAUUAUGUUGAGCAUCUAAUGUAUGAGACCAGUUGCUAUGUGCAAUAAAACCUGUUCACUGUUAUAUACCCAA
This is a messenger RNA of Carassius gibelio (silver crucian carp), 3165 nucleotides long. Its product is annotated as vertnin. Bases 178 to 2223 code for a protein of 681 amino acids. Gene Ontology annotation, biological process: regulation of transcription by RNA polymerase II. Gene Ontology annotation, cellular component: chromatin. Lineage: Eukaryota; Metazoa; Chordata; Actinopteri; Cypriniformes; Cyprinidae. The transcript has 2 exons. The record is from RefSeq and is a predicted model, not a curated record.